This is a messenger RNA of Exophiala xenobiotica, 1916 nucleotides long. RefSeq lists its product as uncharacterized. The coding region runs from base 238 to 1731 and encodes 497 amino acids. NCBI's taxonomy places the organism in Eukaryota, Fungi, Ascomycota, Eurotiomycetes, Chaetothyriales, Herpotrichiellaceae. Gene Ontology annotation, molecular function: aldehyde dehydrogenase (NAD+) activity. The record is from RefSeq and is a predicted model, not a curated record. The transcript has a single exon.
AGCGUAUCGUUUGAGAGGACUAAUUGGAUGCUCAGCAAAAAGGCAGCGGUGCUUGGUUCAGUGGCUUAGCACUUCACCGAUGGUCAAGAAGGGGUUACGUUGCGGAUCCAGCCAUCCACUGCUCCCUGAGGCGCCCUCCUUAUCGUGAGUGUUCUUGUUACUCGCGCGUGGUUAACGAACGUGCGAGCCGUUUUCUCGUGCAGGACGCUGUUCCAGAGGGUCUGUCUCGGGUCCAAUAUGUCCGAUAUACCUCAUGUCUCGAAUUGGGUCGAUGGUGUCCACACUUCAGAAUCGACAGAACGGAUCACGGUAUUGAAUCCAGCGACCGAGGCCAUCAUCGCUACCAUUGAUGCGACCACUGAAGCCUCUGUCAACCAAAUCGUUCAAAAAUCUGUCGACACGUUCAAAAAAGGCCCCUGGGCACGCUCUGAUGCCUCAGAGCGGUAUGCAGUGCUAUCAAGGGCAGCAACGCUGCUUCGAGCCAGGAUACCCGAAUUUGUCGAAUUAGAAACUGUACAGACUGGACGUCCUAUCCGCGAAAUGCGAGCUCAAUUAGCCCGAGUGCCGGAAUGGUUGGAGUACUUUGCCUCUCUAGCACGAGUCUAUGAAGGUCGAGUCACGCCUUUCAAGGGACCAGUAAUUAAUACUCUAACUCGCUUACCGCUCGGCGUUGUCGCCCAAAUCACACCAUGGAACCAUCCGUUGCUGAUUGCAAUGAAGAAGAUCUCGGCAGCACUGGCCGCAGGAAACGUGGUCAUUGUAAAGCCUUCCGAGCUUGCUCCUCUGUCCGUGUUGAAGAUGGGAGACCUAUUCAAAGAGGCAGGUCUUCCCGAUGGUGUCUUGCAGAUCAUCAACGGCUACGGUCGGGAAACAGGGAAGUUCUUGUGUGAAAGUCCAUUCCUAUCCAAGAUCGACUUGACUGGAGGGAUAUUGACUUACAAAGCGAUUGCCCCCAUUGCUGCACUAAACAUGGUUCCGAUAACUGCUGAACUGGGCGGAAAAGCACCCGUAUGCUUGUUUCCCAGUCUUGAAGUCGAACAAGCGGUCAAAGCGGCACUUUUUGCCAGCUUCAUUGCUAGUGGGCAGACUUGUGUAACUGGGAGCAGACUCUUGGUGCACAAGGAUAUCUAUGAGCCAUUUUUGAAACUACUAGUGGCGAGAGUCAAACAGCUACGCUUAGGUGAUCCGCAGGACGUCCGCACACAGAUCGGUGCGGUGAUUUCCAAGGCCGCGGUCGAGAGAUGCGAGGCAUUUGUUGAACGAUCGAGGAAGGAGGGAGAGAGAGUGUUAUGUGGCGGCAAUUCAACAAGCCUCAACAGCAAAGGCUUUUUCUUUGAGCCCACUAUUAUCGAAACCCGUUCAGGGACGGAUCUCGCGUGCAACGAAGUCUUUGGUCCGGUCAUUGCAGCAAUCAAAUGCGAGUCGGAGGAUGAUAUCAUCCAAAUCGCCAACACCGACACUUCCUUCGCGUUGGGUGCUUCGGUGUGGACCAAUGACUUCAAUCAGGCUCACCGUGUUGCCCACAAAAUUGAAGCGGGUAUUGUCUGGGUGAACGGCCACCAUCUGAAUGAUCCAUCGUCGCCUUGGGGCGGGUUCAAAGAGAGCGGUGUCGGCAAGGAAAACGGACAGGAAGCCUUCGAGAGUUACACCAAGCUCAAGAGUACUGUAAUCAAUUACGGCAUUCAGCCAACAUGGUUUGAUCCAGAAAUUGAAGGUGCAAGAUAUGGGUAGCAAGGCUGAAUGUUCAAGCCCGGCAGGUGCUCCGGGGCCUGAACCCUGGAACAAUGUAGACACGCACUGCUGCGGCAUCAGACUUCGGAAGUCCAAAAGAGCUCUUCCAGCUUCACAUCCGUAGAAGAAGAAUAGCUUAGAGAGGCGUCCGUGGCCGUCGUAUUUAUCAAUAAGCAUACCUGGCG